ACAGUAGCGUGACACUUAAUAUUCUAGCAUCUCCAGUUUGCACGUUGCAGUCAGCUGGUAGCGAUGGGUGAGCACGGAACGAAAUACGAAGAAGACAUUUUAAGGCCCUUAUCUCGGGAGGAGCUGUGUGCGUUAAGAGAACUCUACUGCAAACAUUACACAGUUGAUCUGCACUUUUACUUCUUCAUCAAAAACGCUCUCCGAUGGCAAGAACAGCUGACAGAGCUCAGCGAAUCGGAGAAAAUGAAACUUUGUGUGCGUGCAUUUAUAGAAUUUUAUACGCCAAAAGCUGUAAAUCCGUUGGAAACAGGAACCUUUGUUGCUGUUACGAAAAAUGAGGACCCAAACGUCUACUUCCAUUCGCUGACCGAGGAACCCGCCCAACUGGAGAAGUAUUUGUGCGAGACAAAACGGAUCGAUUGGACGGCCAGUCCGGUGUUUUCAUGCGUUAGUGAUCAAUUCGCGGAUACACUAGCAAAUGUGCUCCGAAAGUUCAACUGCAAAUAUGAUUUGUUAUCGGACUGUUCUUACUACAAGCUAUCACAUGAACUUGCCGUUCAGUGUCAAUUCCAAAUUCCGGAAGAUUUGGUAAUGAAGCCUCUAGAGCCGAGAUGCGCCUCGGUGAUGAACGAACGGUGGCCCCAUCGCUACCCGAAUUCUCAGAAGUAUAUUGAGAUGCUGAUAAAAUUCAACGGUGGAUAUGGACUGUUCAAUAAGGAGAGCAACGAUUUGGUCGGAUGGGUUCUGAAGAAUGAAUUCGCUGGCAUCGGACAUCUUCAGGUAAUGCCCGAGUAUCGACAGCGUGGACUAGGCGAGGUUCUGACCAAGGCUAUUUCGAAGCGAAUCGCGCUGGAAGAUAAAGGCGAUGUGAAUGGUUUCAUAGUGGACGAAAACUUAGGUUCGAUACGGUUACUAAAGAAGAUCGGCUAUCAGAAAGUUGCUGGUUCGAAUUGGGUUAGGGCUGUGUAUGGAAUGGAACAAUAAACUUACAGAUCAGAAUCGACGAAUAUUUGUAAAGUUUGUGAAACAAACAAGUAAAUUUUGCUUGAAUGUUAAUUAUUCAUAUAAUGUUUGGAAAUGAAUCUAAUUCGGAUUAAAGAAAAUUUAAAUUUAUAAAAGAUAUUGAAUUAUAGUUAAUUGUUGUUAAACGUAUUUUACAAAAAAAAAAAACAUUUCAUUCGAAAGAGAGCGACAUUCCUAAUAGGACAAUACGGCAAAGUCUAUUUCAUAAAAGGACCUCCGACGAAGAUUGACCGAUUAUUGUACGAUUUUGUUUCUAAUACAAAAGACAAAUCUCGCCAAACAUGUGAAAAGGGCCCAUGUGCCAUAUGUAAACAAGCCAAAUUUUCUCGUUUUUUGAUUAAUACAGGCGAAAUCUGCCCUUAUCAAUAAGCUUUAUUGAUAAAAGAAUUUACUCUUAAUCAAACUAUAUUAAUUGUACGGGUAGAUUAAGCUUGUAUUUAAUAAAAAACGUGAAAUUGUGGCUUGUUUACAUAUGGCAUAUGGGCCCUUUUCACAUGUUUGGCGAGAAAUAUCAUUAUUCUGUGUUAUAGACCUAUUUACGUACCAAUGUGUUAGUGCCACUCAUUGAGGAAAAAUUUUACAAAUCGCUGUUUUGUUUGCAAUGCUAUGUUUUUAUCAGCUGCACAGAUAAUUAUUUAAACAUUUAUUAUAAGUUCUAAACUCGUUUCUGAAUAAAUUUUUCAUUCGUGAUCAUGAAUCGAAAGAAGCUGUGAAAUAUAACCGACCAAAAAUGAUAAAAAGUGAUAAAAAGUCGAAGCAACGAGAUGCGAUGAUUUUCAGUUUGGAGGAAACAAAAGCAACUCUAUACGGGUUUACACGUUCACUAGUGUGCGUAGGUGAAAAGUCAUUUAUCUCUAUAGCCAACGAUUCGGCAAAGCUUGAUUUGAAUCGGAGACAUCUGCGUUCAACAGAAUUGCUCUUCAGCUUGAAAAUAGUACGACAGAACUCAAUAGAACCUGAAAUAGCAUUACGAAGAAUAGUGAAAUACAAUCGACAUUCUAGUUAAGGUUGGUGCAAUUCGGCCGAGAUUUUGCUAUGCGAUAGUUUGCUAUCUUCAGUGUACAACAAUUCAGUAGCUACCGCUUUUUAUGGAUCGUUAACGGCGCCGGCCACGUCUUUACGAUUGUUAGGGUAAGAAAGGAUGUAAGGAAGGAGCAACACGACUGUUGCUAUGUUGCUGUUACGCAAAUUAAACGAAAACGUUAUUGCAAAAUUAAAAAUAUUGAACAGUCAAGCUCAUUUUGAUACGUCUUUAUCAAUUUGUGGUUCGUGUAGUUAUUGGAAUGAUAACCAAGUCACCAUUCAUCCCUUCGUUGUUUACUAUUCAGAAUCUGGAACACUUAAGAAUAUCAGCUUCAUCAUAAUAUCGGAAGUACUCCAUCAUGAUACUGUUGCGGUUCAGGUUUUCAUUGCCAAAUUAAUGAGUUUUUUGAAAACAACAAUACAGUUGAAAAAAAGCGAUAUUAAUGUCUGAUGGAGCUGCCUCACAAUAUAAAAUAGAACAAAAUUUGCAAGUCUUUGCAAGUUCAAAACAAAAUAUAACGCCGAUGCAGAGUGGCAUUUUUUGCGACUUCUCAUGGUAAAGGCCCAUGCGAUGCAAUUGGUGGCAUAUUAAAACGAAUGGCAGGAAAUGCAAGUUUAGCUUAAGAACAUGAACAUCCCAUUACAAGCGAAAAAGAAUUGUAUGAUUGUAAUAAAAAUUCAUCAAAAAUGUCAUUUAGUUGGGUAUCAUAUGAAGAAUAUGAACAAGGAGUAACAGAAUGGAGCAAUAUUUUCAAAAAAUCUAUAAUAA
This is a messenger RNA of Wyeomyia smithii (pitcher-plant mosquito), 2815 nucleotides long. RefSeq lists its product as uncharacterized. Gene Ontology annotation, molecular function: acyltransferase activity, transferring groups other than amino-acyl groups. The coding region runs from base 64 to 984 and encodes 306 amino acids. The transcript is spliced from 3 exons. NCBI's taxonomy places the organism in Eukaryota, Metazoa, Arthropoda, Insecta, Diptera, Culicidae. The record is from RefSeq and is a predicted model, not a curated record.